GUAUGCAUAAAAGUCCAUUGUUUCAAGCAAUACUCUCAAGUCUAAAGAAGAAUAAAAAAAAUGGAUGAAGAAGUUGAGAACAAAGUGAUACUCCAUGGAUCAUUCGCGAGUCCUUACAGCAAAAGGAUUGAGUUAGCCCUAAGGCUUAAAUCCAUACCUUACCAAUUCGUGCAAGAAGAUCUCCAGAACAAGAGCCAAACCCUGCUCCGGUAUAACCCGGUUCACAAGAAGAUCCCGGUUCUUGUCCACAACGGUAAACCCAUCUCUGAGUCCUUGUUUAUCAUUGAAUACAUCGACGAAACGUGGAGUAACGGUCCACAUAUUUUGCCAGAAGACCCUUAUAGAAGAUCUAAAGUCCGGUUUUGGGCUAACUACAUCCAAUUACAUCUUUACGAUUUGGUGAUAAAAGUGGUGAAAAGCGAAGGAGAAGAGCAAAAGAAAGCUCUCACAGAAGUAAAGGAGAAGCUGAGCGUUAUAGAGAAAGAAGGGCUUAAGGAGAUUUUCUCUGACACUGAUGGUGAACCAACUGUGACGAACGAGACCAUGAGCCUCGUAGACAUUGUGAUGUGCACUUUGCUUAGCCCUUACAAGGCACACGAAGAAGUUUUGGGUCUGAAAAUUAUUGACCCAGAGAUAGUUCCUGGUGUCUACGGGUGGAUCAAUGCUAUAAACGAAACCAGCGUGGUCAAAGAUCUAAGUCCUCCUUAUGAACAAAUCCUAGAGAUUCUUCGGGCUUUCAGACAGAUGUCUCUCUCUCCCGUUCUUGAAACUUAUCAGUCAUAACUCUUAAGUUUUGGAUUGCUUGAUGCAAAGUUAUAAAAUUAUGUGCUCUGUUUUCAUAUGUUAUUCUCUGUUUUUGAUACCUUUCUAGUGGUCUUGCCUCAACAGACAACAUCAUCAAGCCCAAAAUAAAACGGAUUGAUUUCUACAAACAGUUUCUGUUGGGUUGUUGUUUGUCAUUACUAUCAACGGAAUCGAGCGAGUGAGACCCAAUAACGUUGAAGAAUUUUUGGGCCUAAAACUUAAAAGGC
Arabidopsis thaliana (thale cress) is the source of this 1031-nucleotide messenger RNA. It is a transcript of the gene GSTU9, whose product is annotated as glutathione S-transferase tau 9. Gene Ontology annotation, molecular function: glutathione transferase activity. Gene Ontology annotation, cellular component: cytosol. The record is from RefSeq and is marked reviewed. NCBI's taxonomy places the organism in Eukaryota, Viridiplantae, Streptophyta, Magnoliopsida, Brassicales, Brassicaceae. The transcript is spliced from 2 exons. Gene Ontology annotation, biological process: toxin catabolic process; glutathione metabolic process. Bases 61 to 783 code for a protein of 240 amino acids.